AUGACAUCAGAUAAGUUAAACGGAAGACAGUUGUUCGAGAAGAUCGGUAAGCCCUCGAAAAUAGUGGCACCGAUGGUAGAUCAGUCGGAACUGGCAUGGAGAAUUUUAUCUCGUAAAUAUGGUGCUACAUUAGCGUACACUCCGAUGUUUCAUGCCAAGCUUUUCGCUACUUCAGAAAAGUAUCGUAAGGAUAUGUGGUGCGAAUUAGAUGGUGAUGAAAAGAUUGAUAGGCCUUUGGUAGUUCAGUUCUGCGCUAAUGACCCCGAAUAUCUUUUACAGGCAGCCAAACUAGUGCAAAAUAAAUGCGAUGCAGUGGAUUUAAAUAUUGGAUGUCCACAAGGUAUUGCAAGAAAGGGUAAAUAUGGAGCCUUCUUAAUGGAAGAUUGGGAUCUGAUCAGUAGGUUGAUUUCCACACUACAUGAGCACUUGGAUGUUCCUGUUACUGCUAAGAUAAGGGUGUUCCCAGAAAGAGAAAAGACAUUGGAAUACGCAAAAAUGAUAUUGAAAUCAGGUGCGCAGUUCUUGACUGUCCACGGAAGACUGCGAGAACAAAAGGGACAGCAGACUGGUUUAGCAGACUGGGAAAUUAUUAAAUAUUUAAGAGAUAAUUUACCGCAGGAUACUGUCUUUUUUGCUAAUGGUAACAUCCUAUAUCCAGAAGAUAUCUCCAGAUGUAUGAACAAGAUACAUUGUGAUGGUGUAAUGAGUGCAGAAGGCAACUUGUACAACCCAGGGAUCUUUAACACAGAACAUACCAAUGAAAAGGAUAAGAUAUUCCCAAGAGUCGACAAACUGCUAAGAGAGUAUUUCGAAAUAGUUAAAUCUUGUGAGGGUUCUCAUGCAUCAAAGAUUGCAAUGAAAUCACAUUUCUUCAAGAUCUUGAGACCGUUCUUACCACUCAAUACCGAUAUCAGAUCAAAUAUUGCAACAAUGAAGGCAACAACGAGUUUUAACGAUUGGGAGGAGAAAGUUGUCAAGCUAGUCGAAGAAAGGGUACAAGCUAUCUUCAAUGAACCUAACAUUUAUGAAAAAGACGUUAUUACUGUGGGGGAAACUCAACUUUGGGGCGGCGCUUACAGAACAGUGCCAUACUGGAGAUGUCAGCCAUAUUUCAGACCAGUAAAUGGUGUUACUGCUGAUAAAAGACUUACAGAUGCUUUGAAGGCUGCUACUGAAACUACAACUGUCGAAUCGGAUACAGGUUCUGAACCUGGAUCAUUGAAAAGGAAGUCUGAGGAUGAAAUACCACAUGCCAGAGGAAAGGAAACCAAGGUCUAA
Molecule: messenger RNA, 1278 nt
Organism: Kluyveromyces lactis
Lineage: Eukaryota; Fungi; Ascomycota; Saccharomycetes; Saccharomycetales; Saccharomycetaceae
Gene: DUS1
Product: tRNA dihydrouridine synthase
Exons: 1
Coding region: 1-1278 (425 amino acids)
Biological process (GO): tRNA processing
Molecular function (GO): flavin adenine dinucleotide binding; tRNA dihydrouridine synthase activity
Source: RefSeq, a predicted model, not a curated record